CAGGAGGUCGGUGGUCAUCGAUCUGGGCUGCCACGCAGGUGGUUGGUCUCAAAUCAUCUUAGAGCGCAUCAACCGUGAGGGCUUCGUUGUUGGGGUGGACAAGGUUCUCAUUGAGCCACUGGAGAAUCACCACUUUGUCCAGGGAGACAUCCAGCAUGCCGCCACCAUCAGGAAGGUGGAAGAGCUCCUUGGCGGACGCCAGGCAAACUUGGUGCUUGCUGACUUGGCCGAACACUUAGGGCACCAAAGUGCCGGGGAAGAAGAUAAGUGUAAGCCCUAAGUGUAAGAGAUUGCCGCUCAAAGAAUUAAAAGCUGAGUGAAGUCGAAGCACAACAUGAUGCAACAUGUCGUUUCGCCGGAACUCGACCGAUUUUGAUUCGAGGAUCUUGUUCCUAGUAGCGAUGCCCUUUGCCCCCAGUAGCGUCCUGUUGCUAGUAGUAAGGCCAGGAGCCCCUAGUAGCUUCUUGUUACUACUAGUAAGGCACUUGUUACUACUAGCGAUGCACUUGCUACUAGUAGCUUCUUGUUCCUAGUAAGGCCAGGAGCACCUAAUGCG
Molecule: messenger RNA, 556 nt
Organism: Durusdinium trenchii
Lineage: Eukaryota; Dinophyceae; Suessiales; Symbiodiniaceae
Source: the annotation of a GenBank genome assembly